Xyrichtys novacula (pearly razorfish) is the source of this 1844-nucleotide messenger RNA. NCBI's taxonomy places the organism in Eukaryota, Metazoa, Chordata, Actinopteri, Labriformes, Labridae. The record is from the annotation of a GenBank genome assembly.
CCUUUGCACAUACCGGAAGUAGUACCGUCAAAAUGAGAGUACUUGUACCAGGUCCUGUGUGCUGAUCAGCAGUAUUUCUGUCAACACUCAUUUCCACUCAAGUUUAAUAGUUUAUGUAAGCGCAUCGUCGCGUAACUCGGUCUAGAUCAUGGCCCAAUACGAAGAAGUGACCGUGCACGGGUAUGAGGAGUUUUGUAAGGCUGUGUCUGAGAGAGCAGGGAAGGAGAUUUUUGCUUAUUUCUCUGGAAACAAAGACGCUCAAGGAAAGAGCUGGUGUCCAGACUGUGUUAAAGGUAAAACAUUUUCUUCAUUUUAAUUACCUUCUGAUGCAUUUCCUUCCAUUUUAAAUAGAUUUGUGGAAGACUUAGCUCAAAUCUGUGCUUGUCCUGUACACAAUAUUGCUGAAUUAGUGAGAUAAGUUCACAAUUUGGCAUUUUAGGGUCUUACUUAUUGAACAUUUGGUGCUCUUUUAGUAUUUUUGCACACCCUCUCCGUGUUUAUCUUUUGCAGCAGAGCCAAUUGUAAGAGGAGAGAUGUCUCAUCUUCCAGAAGGUUCUGUUUUCAUCUACUGCCAAGUUGGAGAAAGAGCCUUGUGAGUAUUUUGAUUCCUCUAUUUCAUUAUUUAAGCAUGUAAGAAGUCCUGGUUUGGAAAUAAUUUCUGAAAAUAGGAGAGCAUAGUAUUCACAACAUUGGACCUACAAGUCAUGAACCUAUAAUUCGAGUAUUUUAACCUCACUUUUUAAAAACACCAUCAAUCCUAGAUCAAGACAGCCUGACACACUGUGUGUAAAAUUGAAGUUUAACACGAUAGUUAGCUGUAGUGAAGAGUAUUGAGCUUUUGAAAUAGCAGUUUCGUAAUCCCAGAUACUUAAACACUUGUGCUUUCAACUCGUGCAAUGCACACUUUUAACAGUUAGACCACCUGCAUGAAAACAGACAAUCUAAUAAGACUACGAUGCACUUAAACAUACACGAUAAACUUCUUGUUGUGUAGGACAGGCAUGAUUGUUUGAACAUCUUUCUUUCUGUUUUGUGAAAAUUUAUUUGCAAUUGAAGUAGAUUCAUAAAUUACACUAGAAAUUAACAACUGUAAUUUUCUAUUUUUCAUGUUUCAGUUGGAAGGAUCCAAGUAAUGACUUCAAGAAGACCCUGAAGUUGAGUGGAGUUCCCACUCUGCUGCGCUAUGGAACUGUAAGAACGACCUACGUUUGCUUAAAUUAAAUGAUGAGAGAAAACCUUUACAGAAACAGACAGUUCCUUAGCAAAUGUUGCUCUUCUAACCUAUUCGAUUGUUCUUAUUUUUGUUUAAUUCACCACUUGGUGUCUGUUUUUUCAGCCUCAGAAGCUGGUGGAGGAGGAGUGCUUCAAAUCUGAUCUGGUGAAGAUGAUGUUUACAGAGGACUGAGGGUCCUCUACCAUCCACAGCGAUCUCAAGCAUCAAGACACCUUCACCCAAAAAUAUAAACACCACUCACUUUCAACACUAUCCAUAAUCUAACAUCCAGUAUAUGUCCAUCAAUGUAAUUCUUCUCAGAUCAGCAAGCGUCUAAGUUUACAUAUGAACUAACAAUCCACGUUUGUAAGACACAGACGUUAAAUGAACACAUGCUGAAAAUCUGCAGACAAUCACAUAGAAAAAUAAUGUGAUUCAUGCUAAUUGUUCUUGUAUUGAUUUAUGUGCAAUGACUCCGUCAUCUGAUAUAACUGAAGUUUGAUACAUUUCACCCAGGAAGUGUCUUUGGAUCUCUCAUAUUGUGAUUAUGUUUUUGUUUUUGUUGCCUUACAGAAGGAUUGAAAUAAACGGAUACUUGAUGAUUUUUUUUGCCAGAAGAAAAUCUCCAACA